Messenger RNA from Fonsecaea multimorphosa CBS 102226, 696 nucleotides. RefSeq lists its product as uncharacterized. The record is from RefSeq and is a predicted model, not a curated record. NCBI's taxonomy places the organism in Eukaryota, Fungi, Ascomycota, Eurotiomycetes, Chaetothyriales, Herpotrichiellaceae. The coding region runs from base 1 to 696 and encodes 231 amino acids. The transcript has a single exon.
AUGAGUCAUACUAACAGCAAUGUUUUUGCAUCUCUUCCACUGGGCGAGCACGAUAUUCGCCUGUUAAAUAUCAUUUCGGAUUACGACUCAGAGCUGAUUCACUGUGAGCUUCACAACGAGUGUCUUGAUUUAAAGGCACCGAAGAGCAGAUUACCACACUACAAUGCCUUAUCCUACAUGUGGGGCAGCGCUGAAUGUGAGAAAACCACUUACAUUAACGGAUUACGGCUCAAGAUUCGUAUGAAUCUUUGGGAAUUUCUACGCCGUUACCAAUAUGACAAUAUCAGCACACCCAUCUGGAUCGAUGCGCUCUGCAUCGACCAGGGCUCCAUCGAGGAGCGUAAUCAUCAAGUCCAGAGGAUGGGCAUCAUAUACAAGCAUGCCAGAAGGGUCCUGGUAUGGCUUGGUGCAGAGAAGCUCUGUAAUCCUCUGGCUCUGGAAGUGCCGUCCGAACUUAAAAACAGGAGGAAACCCAGCCCUAAACGAGCGAGGCGCAGGCGUAGCACAUGGAUUCCCGCCUGGCGAAUGCCGAUGGACAUCCCUGAGUUGCAGGAGAUUCGCAUUUCUCCACUAAGUGUGGAAGCAAACGACAGCGACUGGGAACCUUAUCGGCAAACGAUCCGUCGCGUGGCGCACUGUAAUACUGGUCUCGAUCACGGAUCAUUCAAGAGAUUCUCCUCGGGCAUGAGGUUGUGA